GGGCUCCGGGCGCGCCGAGCGGAGCCGCGCCGAGCCGAGCCGAGCCGGGGGAGCGCGGGGUGCUGCGGGCUUGGCAGAGCCGCCGCCGCCCCGUCCGAACCCUGGAUUGCCGGAGCCCUUCACCAUGCCCGGCAGGCUGUAGGUGCUUCAUGGAGCAAGCCAACUUCUACGAGGUCGAUUCCCGGCCCCCGAUGAGCAGCGGCCAGCACCACCAGCUCCAGACUCCCCUGCCCGGCAGCGCCUACGGCUACAGAGAGGCUCCCUCGGCGGCGGCACCUGCUGCGGGCGGCGCGGAGCUCGGCGACAUCUGCGAGAACGAGCACUCCAUCGACAUCAGCGCCUACAUCGACCCCGCCGCCUUCAACGACGAGUUCCUGGCCGACCUCUUCCAGCACAGCAAGCAGCAGGAGAAGCACAAGGCCGUCCUGGCCGGGGAUUUCGAUUUCCACGGCAUGCACGGGGCCGGCGCGGCCGCCUCGGCGCCGGGGCACCACCCGCAGCACCAGCAGCAGCCGCUGUUCGGCUGCGCGGCCGGCUACAUGGACGGCAAGCUCGACCCGCUGUACGAGCGCAUCGCCGCGCCGGGGUUGCGGCCGCUGGUCAUCAAGCAGGAGCCCCGCGAGGAGGAGGAGGUGAAGGCGGCGGCCCUGGCGGCCCUCUACCCGCACCCGCAGCAGCACCCGUCCCACCUGCAGUACCAGAUCGCCCACUGCGCGCAGACCACCGUGCACCUGCAGCCCGGGCACCCCACGCCGCCCCCCACGCCCGUGCCCAGCCCGCACCACCCGCACCACCCGCACCCCCCGGGCGCGCUGCCCGCCGCUCCCGGCGCCCUCAAGAUGAUGCCCGCCGACCACCGCGGCAAAUCCAAAAAGACAGUGGACAAGAACAGCAACGAGUACCGCGUGCGCCGGGAGCGCAACAACAUCGCGGUGCGCAAGAGCCGGGACAAGGCCAAGCAGCGCAACGUGGAGACGCAGCAGAAGGUGCUGGAGCUCACCACCGACAACGAGCGGCUGCGGAAGCGGGUGGAGCAGCUCAGCCGGGAGCUGGAGACUCUGCGGGGCAUCUUCAGGCAGCUGCCCGAAAGCUCGCUGGUGAAGGCCAUGGGCAGCUGCGCCUAGCCGGGCCCUCCCGCGGCUCCGUGCGCUCCGAGCGGUGCCGGAGCGGGCUCAGAUUGCGGGGGGUGGGCUUUAUUUUUCCUUUUCUUUUUCUUUUUUUUUUUUUCUUUUUUUUUUUCCCCAACAGUAAUGACCAAUAAAAGAAGCCAG
Messenger RNA from Gallus gallus (chicken), 1271 nucleotides. RefSeq names its product CCAAT/enhancer binding protein alpha (gene CEBPA). Gene Ontology annotation, molecular function: DNA-binding transcription factor activity, RNA polymerase II-specific; RNA polymerase II cis-regulatory region sequence-specific DNA binding. Gene Ontology annotation, biological process: DNA-templated transcription; myeloid cell differentiation; regulation of transcription by RNA polymerase II. Bases 150 to 1124 code for a protein of 324 amino acids. Lineage: Eukaryota; Metazoa; Chordata; Aves; Galliformes; Phasianidae. The record is from RefSeq and is marked validated. The transcript has a single exon.